Scatophagus argus is the source of this 2905-nucleotide messenger RNA. RefSeq names its product hepatocyte growth factor activator (gene hgfac). Lineage: Eukaryota; Metazoa; Chordata; Actinopteri; Scatophagidae. Gene Ontology annotation, cellular component: extracellular region. The record is from RefSeq and is a predicted model, not a curated record. The transcript has 14 exons. Gene Ontology annotation, biological process: blood coagulation; zymogen activation. Gene Ontology annotation, molecular function: serine-type endopeptidase activity. The coding region runs from base 936 to 2762 and encodes 608 amino acids.
UAUUCCGAUUUAAUACAGUUCUUUGACACCAAAGUAAUGAUAGUGUUGCACUGAUAAUCAUACUGAGUAGCCGUUUCAUUUUUAGAUUAAAAUAAAUUUAUAGUCAUUUAAAAUCCAGGGGAAAUCUGCCUGGGUAGCAGGAGUAUAAAACUAGCAAGCUUAAUUGUGCUAAAGAGACAGUUUAUUUUAUAGUUUAAAUUUGUGUUUUUAAAGGAGAUUAAUCCUCAGGCACUUCGUUAGUAUUAAUGUUUAUGUUAUGAUAAAUCACUUGGUUGCUGGAGCACUCCUGGCGAGAACUAAUUUCUGUCUACUCAAACCUUAAAAUGCUACGGCUAAUAGCUCUGUUUACGUUAGCCUCAUUAGCUAACAACAUUAAUUUGCAAUAUACGUAGAAUUACUGAUAGCAGUAAAGACUUAUCGCCAGUAAAUAUUAUUUAUUUAGACUUCUUCAUUAACAAAUAUAGUGUACAAUUAUCAAACAGCACUGCUUAAACACACAUGAAAUGUGCCAUGCUAACAAGACUAAAAGUAACUUCACACAAUAGUAACGCAUUAACGUUAUAUCGUCCCCAGGGCUGCAAAAGAGGGCUCCCGCAGCUCCAUCUCCCGACCUGGCGCCCCCGGUCGCUGCCUCUGGAAAGUUUUUGUCUGUCCUCUGUCCGUAGACAACUUGCUAUGAUAAAUCGUGGGCGUCUGCAGAAAAGGUGCACAGGGAACACCAGCCGGAAUAUAGGAUGCCUCAGAGAUAGACAAGCCUAAUGACGCAACGGGUUUACUCAAUACAGCUUGAAAUUGUAAGGGACAGGAUAAUACUUGCAGGGUUUCCCACGUUUCCCAUGACCAAAAGCAGACCGAGGACUCGGGAACUGACAGAUAUAACGUGACAGGCACACGGACCCGCUUCCGAGUUGUUUAAAUAAUCUUCUCCGGACAGCAUGGACUUAAAAACUUCUAUGAUGACAUACAUUUUAUUACUUUUUCUGUCUUGUGUUUUAAGUGCACGGACGCGCAUAUUAGUCGCUGGGCAUGAAACAGUCAUCUCCAGUGAGCCUUACAGGCAGAGUCGGAAAGUUCUUACUACAACGGGCAAAGAAUGUAAAUUCCCAUUUCGUCAGGGUGGAAGGAUUCAUCAUCACUGCAUCACCUUCCUCUUCUCAAGACCAUGGUGCUCCCUCACGCAUAAUUUUGAUCGGGACCGUAAAAUCGGCUUCUGUGCACCAGAUAAAAUUCAUCCAAAUGUUUUUGUCCACACAUCACGCCGAGUCACAGAUCCAUGUCAGGCCAGUCCAUGUCAGAACGGAGGCGUCUGCACUCCGAUACCACAGCAACACUCGUUUGAGUGCGCCUGUCCUGAGAGCUUCACUGGGAGACUCUGUGAGCAGAAAAAGUGCUAUGAAACCACACACCUGCGCUAUUAUGACACCGGAGAGUCUUGGGGACGAAUCCACCUCCGUAAUGUGGAACAGUGCACAUGUGUGGCAGGGGAAAUCAAGUGUGAAAGAGUCCAGUACACAAUGUGCCAGUCAAACCCUUGUCACAAUGACGGGACGUGUCGACUCAUCACAGCCACUGGAAAGGAGGUGUGUAACUGCAGACGUGGCUACAGCGGGCCGUACUGCAGCUUAGAGCCGGAAACAGAAUGUUACAACAGCAGGGGCACAGGUUACCGAGGGGUGGUGGGCACUACGGUGUCAGGCGCCCGGUGUCUGUCGUGGAACUCAGACCUGCUGUAUGACGAGCUCCAUGUGGGCACAGUGGUUGCCUCACCCCUCAGGGGCCUCGGGGAUCAUGCCUACUGCAGAAACCCAGAUGGGGACAAGAUGCCGUGGUGCUACACGCUAAAUGACAGCGCCAUCUCCUGGGAGUACUGUGCUGUCCCUUCCUGUAGGAUGCCUUUGUCUUCUUCUCGAAGGACUGUCCAAUUUAAUGUCUUGCCCGACAUUGAAAAACCCAAACUCCCCAAGCAAGACAAAAAGCCUGUGUGUGGGAGAAGGCACAAGAAGAGGUUAUCGAUGGCCCGGGGGCGGAUAAUGGGUGGAAACUCAGCUCUGCCGGGUACUCAUCCCUGGAUGGCAGCCAUUUACAUCGGACAGUCAGACUUCUGUGCCGGCACCCUGGUCUCCUCUUGUUGGAUCGUCUCUGCGGCUCAUUGCUUUUUCCGCAACCCACUGAAGUCUCAGCUUCGUGUGGUGCUCGGCCAGCAGCAUUUCAACAUCACUGGUCCCAACACCAGGACGUUCGGAGUGGAGACGUACAUCUUUUCAAAACAGUUCUCAGUGUUUAAUCCAACUCUACAUGACAUUGUUCUGAUCAAGUUGAAGAAGCAGGACGGGCGGUGUGUGAGGAGAACCCCGUUCAUCAGACCCAUCUGUCUCCCAGACAAAGGCAUGACGUUCCCCGAUGAGUACUGCUGUACUAUUAGCGGCUGGGGACACAGGCAUGAGAAGGCACAGGGUUACUCCAGUCUGCAGGAGGCUGGAGUGAGGCUGAUUCCUCAGGACACCUGUAGGAAGCCAGAGGUUUAUGGUAACCACGUCACUGCUGACAUGCUUUGCGCUGGGCUUAACGGCUGUGCCGACGCCUGCCAGGGCGACUCUGGGGGCCCCCUGGCUUGUGCGAGGAAUGAUGUCAGCUUCCUGUAUGGAAUCAUCAGCUGGGGAGAGGGCUGCGGCCGCUCUGGAAAACCUGGUGUUUACACUAAAGUGGUGAACUACAUCGACUGGAUCAAUUCAGUAAUCAGAAAACCAAAUAAUAAUUCAUGAAUGGACAUUGAAUGGACUUUAUGUGAAAUAUUGUAUUGUACUGUAUUUGUUUUUAUUUGUAAUGCUUGUGGAAGUUUAUAGGUUAUAUAUUUUUUAACUGUGAAACAUUUUGUGAGAGAAUAAACCUUCACUGACUUGAUGAA